Messenger RNA from Lates calcarifer (barramundi perch), 2587 nucleotides. RefSeq lists its product as uncharacterized. Gene Ontology annotation, molecular function: long-chain fatty acid transmembrane transporter activity; long-chain fatty acid-CoA ligase activity. Lineage: Eukaryota; Metazoa; Chordata; Actinopteri; Centropomidae. The coding region runs from base 95 to 1960 and encodes 621 amino acids. The record is from RefSeq and is a predicted model, not a curated record. The transcript has 10 exons.
CACUGAACAAAAUCCUUAUUUGCCACAUUCCCCAUUUUGCAGCAGGGGCUCCACACUUUUUCUUUACAGGAGUUUUUUUAAAGAAGAAAACAGGAUGGAGAUGUAUGUAAUUUCAGUAAUUUUAGCAAGUAGCCUCAUCAUACCGUUCACACUAAAAACUUUUUUCCCUUAUCUUUGGGUGGAUAUUUCGUAUUUCGGGGAUCUACUGUGGAUUUUAGUGAGGUUUGUGUCAAGGCGAAGAAGGAGACCUUUCUUCUUUGUUUUGGACCGUUUCUUGGAGCAGACCGCUGCGCAUCCGGACAAGCCGUUCAUUGUGUUUGAAAAUGAAAGAUACUCUUACGCUUACACUGAUAAAAGGAGCAACAAAACUGCCAACGCGCUUCAGGCUCACCCUGGCUACAAAGCUGGAGACACCGUCGCGCUUUUCAUGGGGAAUGAACCCGCGUUCUUGUUUACCUGGCUGGCUUUGGCUAAGUUAGGCUCUCCUGUGGCUCUUCUCAAUCACAACAUCCGCACCAAGUCUCUGCUGCACUGCUUUAAUUGUUGCAAGGCUAAAGUGUUGAUAGCAGCCUCAGAGCUAAAGGAUGCAGUGGAGGAUGUGCUGCCUUCACUGACAGAGCAGGGCGUCACUGUCCUCCUGAUGACCAAACACUGUAACACGCCCGGAAUCGAGAGCUUCUCUGAUAAAGUGGAUGAGGCUUCAGAUGCUCCGCUCCCUAUGUCCCUCAGAUCACACAUCACAUUCAAAAGUCCUGCAGUUUAUAUUUACACAUCUGGAACUACAGGUCUCCCUAAGGCAGCUGUGGUCAAUCAGAACCGCCUUCUCAUAGCUCUGGCUGUUUUAUCUUCAAACGGUGUAAUGCCUAAUGAUGUCUUUUACCUCAACCUGCCUUUGUACCACACAGCUGGAUUUAUUGUAGGCUUUAUUGGCUCCAUUGAGACAGGAUCAACGAUUGUUCUGAAGAGGAAGUUUUCUGCAUCUCAGUUUUGGGAUGACUGCAGGAAAAACAGUGUGACUGUUAUCCAGUACAUCGGAGAGGUGAUGCGUUACCUCUGUAGCACGCCAAAGAGAGAAAACGACAAGGAUCAUAAAGUAAGACUGGCCAUUGGUAACGGUAUCAGAGCAGACGUAUGGAGAGAGUUUCUCAGCCGCUUUGGAAACAUUCAGAUUCGAGAGUUUUACGCCUCCACUGAGGGAAACGUGGGAUUUGUCAACUAUGCAGGGAAAAUUGGAGCCAUUGGACGUGUCAACUUUUUGCACCGGAGGCUGUUUCCUUACAUUCUUGUUAAGUACGACACAGAGCGAGAUGAACCAGUUCGAGAUGCUAAUGGCCUCUGCGUGGAGGCACCCAAAGGGGAGACAGGACUGCUGUUGUCGAAGAUCACAGACAUUGCUCCUUUUGUCGGCUACGCCCAGAAUGAAGAACAAACGGAGAAGAAAAGACUACGCAAUGUACUCAAGAAAGGAGAUCUUUACUUCAACAGCGGAGACUUAAUGAGGAUCGAUAAGGACAAUUUCAUUUACUUUCAGGAUCGUGUAGGCGACACAUUCAGGUGGAAAGGUGAGAAUGUGGCCACAACUGAGGUUUCUGACAUCCUGACCAUCUGCGAUUGUCUCAAAGAAGCCAACGUUUAUGGAGUCCAAGUGCCAGGGCAUGAGGGGCGGAUAGGAAUGGCAGCUGUUACUGGGAAGGAAGGUGCUCAGUUUGAUGGAAGUAAACUAUAUAAGCAUGUGGUCAGCUACCUGCCAUCAUAUGCCCGACCUCGCUUUAUAAGGGUACAGAACGCCAUGGAAGUGACUGGGACUUUCAAGCAGAUGAAAGUGAAGUUAGUUGAGGAGAAUUUUGAUCCAGGACGUAUCCAGGACCCUCUUUAUAUCCUUAAUGAUAAUGAGAAGAGCUACGUACCGCUGACAGCUCAGGUCUACUGCUCCAUCCUAUCAGGAAACACCAAACUAUGAGCAGGCCCUUAGUGUUCACUGCGGGGCUUUUCAGACUGUCUGCAGUGAUACUUUUGAUAAUGAACCUCCAGCUCAGGGACGGACCAACUCUCAAAAUAUUAUGCAUGUUUAGUAAAAUAAUAUGGAAGCAUAAACACCCAUAUCAGAAGCAGUACAUUGGAACCGGAAGCGUAGGAUUCAUGUCAGGGUUCAGAGUUGGCCUGCAAGGAGAGGAUGGAGUUUGACAUUAUAAAUUACAUAUUUACUGGCAAGUGAUGAUAUAAAUAGUAUACUUAUUAGCAUGAUACCUGAUGCUUUUACUGUAUUUGGUUUAAUAAUGAUGUGGAUACAUGUUGCUUUUGGGAUGAUUGUGGACAGAAUGUGGAUAAACAGAUAGUGUCAUUUAAUGCGAUGCUUCAUGGAGAAUGGGACUAUAAGACAGUGGCUUUUAGAUUUAUGUAUUUAACAUGUAGUAUCUGAUGUACUUAACAGAAUACUCUGUUUUUAUGCAAGAUGUAAGUAGCAUGUUGUUGGAGUUACAAAAAUACUGUACAUAGAAGAGGGCCUAAAACUAAUUUUAUAUUUAUGUGCCAAUAUCUGUAAAUAUGAAUUGCUUUCUUAAGUAUUAAAGCAAUUCCUAUUGUAAAA